Molecule: messenger RNA, 1188 nt
Organism: Darwinula stevensoni
Lineage: Eukaryota; Metazoa; Arthropoda; Ostracoda; Podocopida; Darwinulidae
Source: the annotation of a GenBank genome assembly
AUGCUAGUGGUGGAAGGGUUAGUAGAUCGUCGGGAGGUUCGAGUUCUUGGAGGAAGAGGGGGAGAUGGUUGCAUUUCAUUCUUGAGCCUGUUUGCAAAUGAAAAAGCUGGGCCAGAUGGAGGUGAUGGGGGGAACGGAGGCCAUGUUGUCUUCAUUGCAUCCAGAGAUGUAUCAUCCUUGAACCAUAUCAGUGGAGUUCUUCGUGGGAAGGAAGGAGAGAAAGGAUCAUCAAGUGACUGUCAUGGUCAAAGUGCCUCUCACACCUUUGUCAAGGUUCCUGUUGGGACAGUGGUAAAGGAGAAGACUGGACAGGUGGUAGGAGACUUAGAGAAAGAGGGAACCAUGUACAUCGCCUCUAGGGGUGGAAGUGGUGGCAAAGGAAAUCAUUACUUUGUUGAAGAUACUCUUCAGGUUCCACGGUUUGCACAAUGUGGGGCAGAAGGUGAAAUUCGUUCCCUUGUCCUGGAACUCAAAGUCAUAGCUCAAGUUGGACUGGUGGGAUUUCCAAAUGCAGGGAAGUCAUCACUGCUUCGUUGCAUCUCACGUGCAAGACCCAAGGUUGCUCCCUAUCCGUUUACAACCCUAGGCCCACACAUUGGGGUUCUUGAAUUUUCUGACUAUUCUCGAAUAACAGUGGCAGAUCUCCCUGGUCUCAUCGAAGGAGCUCACAAAAACCGAGGAUUGGGACAUGAUUUCCUGCGACACGUUGAACGAUGCCAUUGCCUCCUUUUCAUUUUGGAUUUAGGAUGUUUGGAUCCCUGUCCUUUGGAUCAGCUUCACAUUCUCAAAAAAGAACUUCAACUCCAUGAUUCAAAUCUCAUGAGGAAAACUCAAAUUGUGGCUGCCAACAAAAUUGACCUACCUGGGGCUUUGUUUUGCCCUGACAUAUUACAUCUUCAUAUUUUAUUUCCUCAGGAGGAAUUUGCAGAGCUCAGGAAAGAGCUGGGUGAUGAUUACAUGCUGUUUGGAGUGUCAGCAUUGGAGGGAACAAAUAUUUCUGUGUUGGCAUACCUGAACAACAGAGACAAGACGUUCAAGUCCCAUGCCACAAUCAAUGUGCUUCUUGGGCAAGGGACGGAGGAUCCCAUUCUCUUCUCGAUUGAAUUGGAUGAAAACAAGAUUCCAGAUUUCCAAGACAUUGGGAUCAUCCAUAUUCACCAAAUGAGAUGCAUCUCGGUUCCCAAUCCG